Papilio polytes (common Mormon) is the source of this 1610-nucleotide messenger RNA. Its product is annotated as synaptic vesicle glycoprotein 2B-like. Gene Ontology annotation, biological process: transmembrane transport. Bases 86 to 1582 code for a protein of 498 amino acids. The transcript has 10 exons. NCBI's taxonomy places the organism in Eukaryota, Metazoa, Arthropoda, Insecta, Lepidoptera, Papilionidae. Gene Ontology annotation, molecular function: transmembrane transporter activity. The record is from RefSeq and is a predicted model, not a curated record.
CACUUCCAGUGACGUUUAACACAAGUAAGGUGGUUUUAAAUUCGUAAGAUGGCUUGUAACGCGUUGUGUUCGCUCGAGUUAGGACAUGGAUUCAGCAACAAAAGGCGAUGAUAAAGACAGCACAGGUGUUUAUAAUUAUGACGACGCCGUCGAAUUAACAGGCCAUGGCCGCUACAACUACCUCGUCCUGUUCACGUGUUGCAUCAUCCACCACGCGGUGGCUUUGGACAUGUUCGGCUUCAGUAUGGUCCUCGCUGCUGCCACAUGUGACCUGAACCUUGGCAUCACGGAGACGGGGAUACUCGCUUCAGCACCGUUUGCAGGUGUUUUCUUCGCCUUUCCAUUCGGCUAUUACGCUGAUACCGGCGGCAGAAGAAGAGCACUGCUGCUGUCCACAACCGUCGGUUUUACCUUCGCAGCUCUCAGCAGCUUCUCUACCAACUGGCAGAUGAUGCUCGCCUUCAAAUUUAUUGGAUGCAGUUUUUCCACAGCCUCAUUUGCGUUAACCAUGGCAUACCUCGGAGAGUGUGUCGACAGCAAGCAUCGGAGUAGAUACCUUAUAAUCAUGGUCAGCAUGGACCUUGCCUGUGAGAUUGUGUCAAAUGGUAUCGCGUACUUUGUCUUACCGCUAACACUUCACUGGCCAAUACCCUGGCUUUUUAUAACGUAUCGUUCUUGGAGGUUAUACACCUUGAUAUUAGCUCUGCCUCUCGGAAUUGGUGCUUUACUCCUCCUAUGUGUAUUCGAGAGUCCGAAAUUCCUAGCUAAUAAAGGAGAAACUAAAGAAGCAUUGAGAUUAUUGCGAAGAAUUUAUGUCAUCAACGGUGGGAACGAGGACAAAUUUCCGGUGAAACAAAUUAAACAACCGGAAGAAAUUAACAGCGAAACUGACUCAAUUUGGUUGUCUUUAAAAAAACAAACUGUACCGUUAUUUAAACCUCCAUUGCUAUGGAGAACUUUACAAUUGUUUUAUCUAAUAAUUUUAUGUUCUACAACAAAUAACGUGUUCGCGAUGUGGUUUCCUACCAUGGUUAAUUUAUUUUUUAACUCUAUAUCUGACUCCUCUUCGAAGUCUGGUUUUUGUGAAGGCGUCGUACAGAACGUCACUACAGGGACACAUAUCGAUAACUUCGACUGUGAUGAUUUCGUAUCCUCCAAUACAAUCUAUUCUGGUAUCGUACUUGGACUUAUAAUAUCUUCUUUGAAUCUGGCUGUCUCUACCCUGGCUUCUUGGAGACGUUUGGUCUUAAUCGGCAGUUAUAUAGUGUCAGGGAUCAGCUGUGUGUUAGUUAGUUUGCUAUCAUAUCCUAUAGCUAAUAUAACAUUCUUCAUAUUGAUUCAAACGUCCGCUGUUGGUGUUGGAAGUGUUGCAUCAUUCUUCGUGGAUUUAUAUCCUACUUCUUACAGAGGCCUGGUGACGAGUCUCGGUAUGAUGAUGACUCGGCUGGCUUCCUUCGCAGGUGUGAACGUCCUAGGCGUGGUAUUCGUUGAACACUGCAACUUGAUCUUCUAUUGUUGGUCUCUUUUCAUUUUAAGUGGCGUAGCGGUAGCUCUAUUCUUGCCAUCUGAUAGAAGAAAAUGAUAUAAAAUAAAUAUUUUAAAACAGAAAA